Lagopus leucura (white-tailed ptarmigan) is the source of this 970-nucleotide messenger RNA. It is a transcript of the gene SIAH3, whose product is annotated as siah E3 ubiquitin protein ligase family member 3. The record is from RefSeq and is a predicted model, not a curated record. Gene Ontology annotation, biological process: multicellular organism development; proteasome-mediated ubiquitin-dependent protein catabolic process. Gene Ontology annotation, molecular function: ubiquitin protein ligase activity; ubiquitin conjugating enzyme binding. The transcript is spliced from 2 exons. Gene Ontology annotation, cellular component: cytoplasm. The coding region runs from base 103 to 831 and encodes 242 amino acids. Lineage: Eukaryota; Metazoa; Chordata; Aves; Galliformes; Phasianidae.
CGCAGCGCUCGCCGACUGCACUCUCUCCCAGCCUCAAGGACUGCGGGGCUGCCUCGCUGCCUCCCCUGCCCGCCGCUGGCAGCAGCAACCCCCGAAGUUGGGAUGCUUUUCUUCACCCAGUGCUUUGGGGCUGUCUUAGAUCUCAUUCACCUGCGGUUUCAACACUACAAAGCGAAGAGGGUUUUCUCAGCCGCCGGGCAGCUCGUCUGCGUCGUCAACCCAACGCACAGCCUGAAGUAUGCACCAACCCGUUGUGCAGUUGCACAGACAUCCACGGAGCAAGGCAGCCUUCCUCCCUGCCAUCACCAUGAAGCAGUGCACGACCCCCAGCUGGUUCCCUGCAUGUGUCCUCUCUUCUCCUGCCCAUGGGAAGGGCACCUGGAGGUGGUGGUGUCCCACCUGAGGCAAACUCACCGCAUCAACAUCCUUCAGGGGGCAGAGAUUGUCUUCCUGGCCACGGACAUGCACCUGCCCGCACCCACGGACUGGAUCAUCAUGCACUCUUGCCUUGGCCACCAGUUUUUGCUGGUUCUCAGGAAGCAGGAGAAGUACAAAGGUCACCCCCAGUUCUUUGCCACCAUGAUGCUGAUCGGCACGCAAACCCAGGCUGACAACUUCACCUAUCGGCUCGAGCUCAACAGGAACCAGAGGCGCCUCAAGUGGGAGGCAACUCCGAGGUCGGUGCUGGAGUGCGUAGACUCUAUCAUUUCAGAUGGGGACUGCCUUGUUCUGAACACUUCCCUGGCUCAGCUCUUUGCUGAUAAUGGGAGCCUAGCAAUAGGAAUUGCAAUAACCACCAGCAAAGUUCACAACAGUGAAGCUGAAAUCUGAGGGAGAAGAGGAAGAGAAGGAGGAGGAGGAAUAAUGGUGCUCUAGCUGCUUUGUGAGAGCCAGAACUUGCAGACUUUUUGGGGGGGUCUCAGGUCUUUUAUGGUAUUUAGUACUGGUCCACAGUGGGCAUUAUGUAAAC